UCUCCCUCCGUGCCAUUGGCCUCGCCCGUGACAAGUCAGCUUUCCCUCAGAAAAACCACGUCAGGCUCUUCUUGUGUAUCCAGCCGGUAACUGGGGAAACCCCAAUAGUCUGGCAUAUGGGGUGCUGUCAGAAGAUUCACAUUUGACUAGCAUCAACAGAAAAAAAAAAAUCCAUGGAUGGAUUAAAAGGUACUGCUGUAAGCAAAUGAAAGCUUGUGAUUUUCAUGAAUUGAGAUACCGAAGAGUAGGAUUCUUGCUAUACCACCAUGUCUGGUUGACAGUUGACUCUGUGUGCAUUAUUCCAGAAACAUUUCUUAUGUGACCAAAUAACCAUGUUGGAAUAAAACUACAUUUGGUUAAAAAGAUGUGUUUGUAGGUUUUCUACUCUACCAUCAUAUGUGAGGAACUGUCAUAAAAAAAUUCCAACCAAACAACCCUACAGCUUAAAUUGAACUGGAAGUAAAUUCUCUGAAGACGGAUGUUAAUAACUCAGUUUCUUCUGUUGUAAGGAAGAAUACAUUUGAAAUGAAACAGGAUAUUGCUGGAAGUAGAGUGAAAUACAAUUGCAUUUCUAGGAUGUUAGACUUACUUUUCUACUGAACUUCAAGUAUUGAAAAGCUGGAUUGGCUCCUGAAUUUCAUUUGUGGCGUUCCUACCUCUGCAGAAUUGCCUAUUGCAGCAACUUCUGUUGACAACAUUCCCAAAACAUGUAGCCAGGUGUCCGCAUUUUAGUGAACACUUGUAGCUGUAGUUGAGUCUCUUUUUUGAAAUUACAGUAUUGCAUAAACUUGGGGGAAAAAAAAGAAAGGCUCUUUUUAUGGUGUAAGGUGGGCUUAUUUUUAAUAAGCUAGGAAAAGCUAAUAACUUCUUGGUUAGUAUGAUAUUAUGUAAAUGAAUGAAACAUAAUUCUAAAUUAGCUGCUCAUGUUUCACUGACCUCUUGGUUCUUAUUAAAUAUAACUUAUCAGUAAAAUCCUGAAACCUUCCAUUUCAUGAAAUAAUCACUUAAUAAAUUAUUUCCAUGAUAAACCAGCAUGUAAAAUAUUGCCUUUCUAGCCAAGUUUUGAACUCAUUUUAAAUAGCCAUGGUAUUUUUAGUCAUUUAGUUGAAAUUGUAAUUUUCUGGGAGGUUAAAUGAUCUUCUAACCCUUCUGUGAAGGUUUUCCAUAAGCAUCUAUUUCACAUGGAUUAAAAUGAGUUACGGAAUAGUGAAUUCACAUUUGGCUGUUUAAUUAGCAGUAAUAAAUGAAGAUAAGUCUGUUCAAUAAUUAAACUUAAAUUGAACUUCACUGUGAUUCUGCAUCUGCUACAUGUUUCCAAGUAUCAGAAUCAGAAAUUAAGCCCUAUUGUAAAUAACUUAUUUUUCUAUGCAAGUUUGACACAAUAAAUAACUCUCUUUUUAUACAUUUAAUAUUAAGGCUUUAAGUAGCAAAGUGGUAUUUUUACCAGUUAAAUUAUGAAAUACUCCUUUGAAUCUUUGGUAUUUUUAAUUCUUAAGAAAAAACCAAAUAUAAUUUUUGGCAUUUACUAAUAUUUAGCGUUGUGUUUGUUGCAUAAACCAUAUUGUUUAAAGUCAAACUUAUAAAGCAAUCUAAAAUGUCAAAAAGACCUCAAAUUCAUAUUUUUGUGGGAGCACCCAGUAUUCUAAGCCCAUUGGAGGUGUCAGAGCAAAGUAGUUCAGGCCCUGCAGCUGAAAAAUGGAGAGAACUCCGGUAUUCGUGUGACCUACAUAGUCUUUUUUCUGAAAAAGUCAAAGGUGCUGACCAUGGAGUGUUUCAGGCAGAAAGCUCUAUAGUCAGAGCAGCUCCUCUAAGUGGUGACAGCUCUCAGCAGUCUCAACGGGAGAGACUGAUGGUAGCAAAAGAAUGUUUGACACCUUUUGUACCUGUGGCAGUAACUUGUAGUACCACACCUAAAAAGACUGAAAGCUUAAUUUAUUCUGAUUGUCAAAUAUCUAAAGAUAGAUGCACACAUGCAAAUGUAAAUCAGGCUGCAGAUGGACACCCUCCUCAAAAAUUUGCAAAAUCAUCUAGGCAGGAUAAACAAUCACAUGGUGGCUGUUCAAACCUCACUGAAGGAAAAGCCAGUCAUUUAGAAGUUAACAGCUCUGACAUUUCUGAUUUGGUUGCUGGUACUAAGCAGAUUAGCAUACAUCUAAGAUCUGCGGGACAAAGUGUUCAGUCAAAUCACAGAAGUGAUCACCAUGAAGAUCUAAGUCAAUAUCUGGAUAUGUUUUUCCCACAAAAUCAAGACUCAAAACCGAAAGGAGAACCACGUGAUUGCUCAGGCCUUGCAGUGUCAACUGAUACUGAAUUUCGUAGUAUAAUGACUUCAAGUCAGAUGGCUGUUUUUGCACAAGAUCGAAAUGAGCUGCAGAAUAGAAUCAUAAAACUAUCAGAAACAGAAGGUGGCAAAAAACCUGAGGAAAGUCAACAUGAUCACUCGCAAUUUGAUUCUAAUGUUGGAAGGUGUCUUGAUGUGGCUGAAAAAGAAUAUAUAAGUUCCCUUGAACUUUUCAGUCCUGAGGAUGAUGGGAAAAAUAUUUGCUUUGGAGCCGUAAAACAAGAAGGAAGUGUUCAGGACAAUACAGAGAAGUCUCAAGAACUUAAUGUUCCUGCUGAGCAAUUUGUAAAUGCAAUCCAUAUUGAACCAUUGAGCUCAGGAAUACUCUGCUCUCAAGUAGACAGCUCUCAUAAGAGCUCUUCUAAAAGAGCACGCAAGUGUGAAGAUUCCUCUCAUAUUUAUCCCUCAGUAUUUAAAAGACAGCCGAAAUCAAAGAGAACUAAACUAAAUUCUUCUCCAGCUGGAAUAAGAGUGGAUCAAGAGAGAGUGUCACAGUUCAAGAAACUUCAAAAGGAACUAUCAGCACUUAAGAACUGCUGCUGCAAAAAUCAAAAGUACAAUGUUUUGGUCACAAUAGUACAUCCUUGUCAUAUCAAAGAAGUACAGGUGAAGACUAGACCAAAAUCUUCCUGUAAAGUUCCUGUAGCAACAAUAGUUGUUAUGGACCAGUCGGAAAUUGAGAGAAAGGUGGUGCUGUGGCGUGGUGCUGCGUUUUGGUCACUCACUGUGUUUCCUGGGGAUAUUGUACUGUUUACAGAUAUAAUAAUGUAUGAGAAUCUUUGGUGUGGAGAAAUCAUGCUGCAAUCUACAUUUACCAGUCAGUUACUGAAUCUAGGGAACUGCUCAGCUCUCAAUCCAGAAGAAUUUUAUUCUGUAGUGGAUGCUGGUGUUCUCCAUGGUUUAUUGGCAUACAUAUCAUCAGAAUUUCCGCACUUCAGAGAUGUUCCUCGAAGACAAGUUCAGAGACUGGAUAGCAUUCAGUAUAUGCAGCUUGACCAGCUCCAGCCGAACACAUUGGUUCACUCAAUCUUGAAAAUUGUCAACAUUACUGUAUUGACAGAAUCUGUGUAUAGCUACAGAGGUGGCAACCAAAGAAAAAUUGUUCUAACAGUAGAACAGAACAAAGAUCAACACUAUAGGAUGGUGCUGUGGGGAGCAGGGGCUGCCUGGUGCCCUCAACUUCAAAGGAAAAAAGAUCACAUAUGGGACUUCAAAUACCUUCUGGUCCAACAUAGUUCUGUCUCAGGUGACUUUGAACUGCACACAACUCCAUGGUCGUCCUAUGAGUGCUUGUUUGAUGAUGACAAAAGGGCAAUUGAAUUUAAAGAAAAGUUUCAGAAAAGCAAAACGUCCCUCAUGCAGGUGACAAAGCUCUCAGCACAUUUGGAGGAAAAAUGCUCAGGAGUGGUUCAAUUGAAAGCCCAUAUCUUAGAACUGAAGUUUACCAUUUCAACUGGUCAAUACAAGCAACUCAUCUUCUGUGCUGACACUUCACUGGAGUGUGUUCUGGCUUCUCUGCCUAUGAUUACAUAUUCAGGUUGUGCUAAAUGUGGUUUGGAGCUACAGACAGAUGAGAAUAUGAUCUACAAACAAUGUAUUAGAUGUUUGCCAUACAACAAAGUAAAAAAAUUCUACAGACCUGCUUUGAUGACAGUGGAAGAUGGAGGAUACGAAAUUUCUGUUCAUGUGGUAUCUGAGUUGAUGGAAAAAAUCUUCCUCAAUAUUCCUGCAGAUUGGCUGAACAGAUUCGUAGUGCCCUCUUCGGAUAUAACCUACAGCACAAUAGUGGCAGAUCUGUGUCAUUUGCUGCUAGCAGAUACGGAAGCAUCCUAUUUGUUGGAAAUUAGGAGCCAUUUUGUGCUAGAUGAAAACAGCUAUCCUUUGCAAAAGGAUUUCCAUCUGCUAAAUUUUCAUCCUGAUCUUUGAAGCAUUGACCUCUGCAAUAACUGAGUAACAGAGACAUAGAAACACACAGAUGGCCAACAGAAGAAAAAUGAAUUACCUCAAGGAAGGAAAUGUAUUUUUAAAAAUAAGAAAGAAUGUUGGUUUUAACUUAUACAAAAAACUCAAAAGGACUGGUAUGGAAUAUCUACUAAUAGUAUAUACUGCUGUUGUAAUACUGAUAAAUUGGUAUAAAGUGUAUUUUUAUACAUAUGUUUUUAUCUUAAUAAACUUUUACUGGGUACCUGUUU
Molecule: messenger RNA, 4533 nt
Organism: Calidris pugnax (ruff)
Lineage: Eukaryota; Metazoa; Chordata; Aves; Charadriiformes; Scolopacidae
Gene: SHLD2
Product: family with sequence similarity 35 member A
Exons: 13
Coding region: 1595-4267 (890 amino acids)
Biological process (GO): regulation of double-strand break repair via homologous recombination
Cellular component (GO): nucleus; site of double-strand break
Source: RefSeq, a predicted model, not a curated record